Molecule: messenger RNA, 1222 nt
Organism: Talaromyces stipitatus ATCC 10500
Lineage: Eukaryota; Fungi; Ascomycota; Eurotiomycetes; Eurotiales; Trichocomaceae
Product: short chain type dehydrogenase, putative
Exons: 3
Coding region: 1-1200 (399 amino acids)
Source: RefSeq, a predicted model, not a curated record
AUGAGCUUAAAUGUCUCGCUUGCAACCCCCUUCAUUAGCACCCUUCAACUUGAUACGAAGAAACAAGCUACAGCCGUAUUAAUCGCACAUGAUUUACAACUCGAGACAUAUAUACAUAUCCUAAACGAGAUCAUGAAGGAAGAAGAAUUCCUAAACUCCAUUGAAGACUUGACGGGACGAGUUGCAAUCGUAACUGGAGGCGCAAAAGGAAUUGGCCUCGAGACAAGUGUAUAUCUAGCCCUGAAGGGCGCUACAGUCUACAUCGCUGCUCGCGGGAGCAAAGGUACGUAUGCCGGUAUAGAGGAUGUGCGCAACAGAUUGAAGAGUGUAGUUGGUGAUGAGAGUCUCGGCUCAAAGAUUAAAUAUCAUAACCUGGAUCUGGGAUCGAUGCAAAAUGCCUGGAACUCAGCGCGAGAGUUCGCGCGGAUCGAGAGUCAAUUGGAUAUAUUAGUUUGCAAUGCGGGAGUGUCCAUGACAACGAUGCAGGAAUUGUCGCCGGACGGGUUUGAUACAAUGUUCGCCGUGAAUCAUCUAGGACAUUUUGCGUUUACAACUGGAUUGUUAGAUCUGAUCAAACAAACCUCCAAAACAACUCAAGACAGUCGGAUUGUCUUCACAAACUCCAACGCCUACAAACUAGCCAGUCCCCUAGACUACGAAAAACUCACAACACUCAUCCCAAACGACGGCCAAACGUUCAAGGAUGCGUCGAACGCAUUCAAACGUUACGCCGACUCCAAACUAGCCGCAUUAUACGGCGUGCUCGAACUAACCCAUCGUUUGCGACAACAAUUCGGUCUUACAAACAUCUACAUAAAUAGCUGCCACCCCGGAAAUGCAAUCGGCACAACCCUAGGAGCAGGCCAUCAAAAGGCCGUCCACCCGAUAUUGGAGAAAGUCGUUCGCGCGGGAUUACAGGUUACGAUUGGGAAUUCGACGGCGGACUCGGCGAAGACGCAGGUAUACCUCGCUGGAAGUCGAUAUAUAAAGGAUCACGAUACGUACGGGGCGUUUUGGGAGCCGAGUUUCUCUUGGAUUGCGAAAGCGUAUAAAGGGUGUGCGGGAGAGGAGUAUACGGAAUUGGCGAGGGAUGAGGUUGAAAGGAAAAAAUUGUGGGAUGUCACGGUAGAGGCGUUCAAAAAGGCGGUUGGCGAGGAUGAGAUUGGUUCUGUUGAUAUUGUGAAGGGCUUGAUUGCAUAGUACUUGGAUUUCAAUGAAAGCA